CAAAAGCACAUACCUCCCACCAUCCUUUCAAGGGGGGUUCUCUUGGGAUCGUUUCUUCAAUUCCAUCAUACACACAUUGCUGAAUGUUCAACAGACAAUGUUCAACAGCAAAUCAAUGUCGGUUUCUCGUCUUCCAGAUUUUACUUGAGGUUAACUAAUUCCAAAAGAUAAUUCAAACGCAUCAAAUUUUGUUCACUUGAGCAUGUCCGGCGGCAAGGUGAAGGGCAUUCUUAAAGGCUUUAGAUACUUUACUCAAAUAUUUGAGAGUGAAAAAGAACAAGAAAUUCAGAUCGGACUUCCCACAGAUGUAAAGCACGUGGCUCAUAUAGGGUGGGAUGGACCCUCCGUAAAUUCUCCCAGCUGGAUGAACGAGUUUAAAACUUCUCCUACUGUAGAUCUCCACAAUAAAGGUCUAGAAAAUGGAGUCAAACGAGUUGCCGAAGAAUCAACGAGAAAAAAUCUUCGAGGGUCAUCAGAUUUACCCAAGCCAUCUAAAAGACAGUCAACGGGUGUUACGGAUUCUCCGACAAGGGAAAAGACAAGCAAACCGCGAACGAGGAAAACGUCGCACCACAAGAACAAAGAUGAGGUCGCACACUCACCCCGAAUACCCGAAUACCCGGAUCCAUUUCAACUACCUCCUCAACCCGUACCCUCACCCGAUAAUAAUAUUCCUAAAAAGUCUCGUCGCCAAAAGACAAAAGAGCAUUCUGGUGGCGUCCCAUCCAAAUUGAGAACCAAAGCCCAUUCUCCUUCGGAUCCUGGAUCCCCGGCCCAACCCCAACCCAAGUCUAGGAACACCCACACCACCUUUGAUGAAACUGAACACGAUCUUUUGCUCUAAUGUAAUGUUGUCCUAUUAGUUUAGUGUUGUGCAUAGAUAACUCUUGAAGAAACCCUUCGUCCCAUUUUUAUAUUUGUUAUUAUUACUAUUAUUAUUUGUGUCCUUUUUGGCCUUC
Molecule: messenger RNA, 959 nt
Organism: Vigna umbellata (rice bean)
Lineage: Eukaryota; Viridiplantae; Streptophyta; Magnoliopsida; Fabales; Fabaceae
Product: CRIB domain-containing protein RIC6-like
Source: RefSeq, a predicted model, not a curated record